AAUAAUUUUCCUAAUGCCUAAGCCCUAGAAGACGAACCUGAGAAGCAGCCAGAGCACCGGUCCUAAUUUCUUUGGCGUGCCGCGAAUCGAUGAUCUUGUGUUGUGUGUGUGUAUCUGAAAGUGAAACAAAACAAUGAGCGAGAGAGGUCGUCGUAGAGUUGGGGAAGAUAGGAUAAGCUUCUUACCUGAUCAUUUACUGUGUCAGAUACUAUCUGAUCUACCUACUAAGAUUGCUGUUAGGACUUGUGUUUUGUCCAAACGAUGGAAAAGUGUCUGGCUAUCCGUUCCUCUGUUGGAUUUGGACGUUUCUGAGUCCCCAGCUGGUUACUCUGAAUUUGCGAGUGUUGUCCAUCGCUUUCUUGAUAUCUCUAGGGAGACACGCAUACACAAGCUCAGACUUUUUCUUAUGAGAAAUCAGCCUUAUCAGUCUUACUUGUCGCAGUGGAUCCACAACGCAGUUAUGCGUAAAGUUCAACAUUUGGAUGUUGUUAUAUGCCGUUUGAGUUAUAUAGGUGAGAAGCUGAUGCCCCUUAGCCUUUACACCUGUGAGUCUCUGGUAUCUUUGAAACUCAAUAAUGUGACAGUGGCUGAUUUCGAGAAUGUGUCUCUACCUCGUCUGAAAAUCAUGCAUUUAGUAGACAACAGGUAUGCUAAUGAUGCUCUUUUGGAGAAUCUUAUCUCAUCUUGCCCGGUUCUUGAAGAUUUGAAAGUUGUUAGAUAUGUAGAGAGAGAGUACAUCGUUAAGGUUUUACGAGUACGUUCUCAGUCAUUAAAGAUUCUCAAACUUGUUCUAGAUAGUGAUGGUUAUGGGCUAGCAAGUAUUGAUGAUUUGGAGGUUGCAAUUGAUGCUCCUGGACUCAGCUAUUUGAGUCUUGAAGAUCACCAGUCGAAACGUUUCGUUAUAAGUAGUUUGAGUUCACUUGCCAAGGUAGAUAUUGAUGUCAGUUUUGAUGCGGUGAGAAUUGUAUUGAGAAAUGUCGCUUUAAAGAGAAGUGUAGUGAGAAACUUUCUCACAAGUCUCUCGAGCGUAACGGACAUGACUAUGAGUGGAACAACUUUGACGCUCCUCUCUCGCUACAUGAUAGAGGAACCGCUGCCCCAGUUUCCUUACAUGAUCCAAUUCUGUGCUGUCUUCUAUAACUCUGAUUUGGAAAAGCUUCCCAACUUUCUUGAGAGCUUUCCAAAUCUCAAAUCCCUUGUCUUGGAGCUGGAGGAAUAUAAGAAGAACAAUCUACUUAUUUUCUCAUCGUCAGUUCCAAAAUGUUUAAAAUCAUCCUUGGAGAAUGUUGAGAUUCGAACACCUAUAAGCGGAGCUGAACCGGAAAUGAAACUAGUAAAGUACUUCCUCGAGAAUUCGGCUGUUCUCAAGAAGUUUACUCUGCAUUUGCGUUGUAAGAGAAUGGAAAAAGAGUCUAUCAUCUUCAUGGAACUUCUGAGAUUUAGGAGAUGUUCUGCUUCUUGUGAAGUUGAUGUUGAACUUGAAGGUACUUACUUAUCCAAAUGUGAUACACAAGUUCUUGUAACGCUUAAAUUUGCAGUUUUCCCUUUCAGGAUAGUUUAGUAUUGGGAUUUUAUGUAUAUUUUUAACAGAGCCGGUUAGUUUUUUUAUCCGUUACAGUUCAUUUUUUAUUUUU
Molecule: messenger RNA, 1634 nt
Organism: Camelina sativa (false flax)
Lineage: Eukaryota; Viridiplantae; Streptophyta; Magnoliopsida; Brassicales; Brassicaceae
Source: RefSeq, a predicted model, not a curated record